GAAUGAAUAUAAACAGUAGUAGCUCAACAACGUCAACUUGUUCUCCGAAACUUCUUUAAAACCUCAAAGGCUGCUAAAAAGAAAACAACACUCUCCCCGAGUUCAUGCCUGAAGAAGACUUUUCAGUCAUCAGCCAUUUAUACAUUUCCUCAAUUCUUCAGAAACUUUUCCUCUGAACUUGAAUUCUUCAAUUUGGAAUGGUGGUUUGCCGUCGGUUGAGUUUGUCGACUCAGUCAUCACUCUGAAUAAAAAAGCACCUUUACAGGAGAAAUAUUUAAAAGAUGGCUGCAUCUGAAAGGGAUGUGACACCAAUGCUAUCUUCCACCGACUUACAAAGUGAUGAACAAGACGACUCACAAUUUCAAAAGUUGACGUCUAGGACCAGAAGUGCGUCCAUAUCAAUCCCCAUGCACUCUUUAGACUACUAUGGUAGUGAACAGGGUUUUAUAAGCCAUACCGGUCCUCUGAGAAAUGAAAAAUUAAAUGCAGUUAUAGAGAUGAGCACUUGGCAAGCAAACGGUGCCACAGGGCAGAAAACUUCUGAGACUAAGGAAGAACGAUAUCCUUCAUUCAACCGAAUGGACCGGACUGUUCGGUCAGAUAACAGAUAUACUGGGAAAAGUGACAAUCUUCUCAAGUCUGGGCCACUAGGAAUGUGCAAUGAUCCUUACUGCACUACAUGCCCUAGCUAUUACCAUGUGAAAGGGUAUCAUAAGAAGUCUAAAUCAUCUGAUUUUUCAGAUCAAAAGUUCCAUUAUAUGCUUUAUGGAGAUGCUAAAGGUUGGGUGAAGAAAGUUGCUUCUUUUCUUCAACCUUAUAUUCCGCCCGUCAUGAAUCCUCAUACCAAAUUUGUUCAACAGUGGAAUCAGUUCUUCGUCAUUUGUUGCUUGUUUGCAAUUUUUCUGGAUCCGUUGUUCUUCUUCUUGCUUUAUGUGCAGCAGGACAAUAAGUGCAUUUCUCUCAAUUGGCCCAUGACAAAAACACUGGUGGUUUUGAGGAGCUUGGCCGAUUUGGUGUACUUCAUACACAUUCUUCUCCAGUUCAGGCUAGCUUACGUGGAUUCUGAAUCCAGAGUAGUGGGCGCUGGUGAUCUGGUAGAUAAUCCGAAAAAGAUUGCGCGUCAUUAUCUUUCUGGAUACUUCUGUCUCGACUUGUUUAUUGUUUUGCCACUCCCUCAAAUCAUUAUACUGCUGAUCUUACCACGGUCUCUUGGACAAACUGGUGCAAAUUAUGCUAAGAAUCUUUUAAGGGCGGCAAUUCUGGCUCAGUAUAUUCCAAGGCUAUACAGGUUUCUGCCUUUGCUGGCUGGUCAAUCUCCAAUUGGCUUGGUAUUCGAGUCGGCAUGGGCAAAUUUUAUCAUAAACCUUCUGACUUUUGUGCUAUCAAGCCAUGUGGUGGGAUCAUGUUGGUAUCUCUUCGGCCUGCAGAGGGUGAAUCAAUGUCUUCGAGAUGCCUGUAGGAGCUCAAGUAUUCCAGAGUGCAAUAAAUUUAUAGAUUGUGGCCAUGGAGAUAGAAAUUUUUCUUCGUUUCCACAAUGGCAACAAUGGCCGAACAAUGUCAAUGCCACUGCUUGUUUUAUUGAUGGUAAUUUCGACUAUGGGAUCUAUGCUCAAGCCGUAAACCUCACCACCAAAGGGAAUGUUAUAACAAGAUACACCUAUGCGCUAUUCUGGGGAUUCCAGCAAAUAAGUACCCUGGCUGGGAAUCAGAUUCCGAGCUAUUUUAUCUGGGAAGUUCUUUUCACAAUGGCCAUCAUAGGACUUGGUCUUCUACUUUUUGCUUUGCUUAUUGGCAACAUGCAAAACUUUCUCCAGUCGCUUGGGCGCAGGAGGCUAGAAAUGUCUCUUAGACGCCGUGAUGUUGAGCAGUGGAUGAGCCAUCGCCGCUUGCCAGAGGACUUGAGAAGAAAAGUACGGGAAGCAGAACGGUAUAAUUGGGCUGCAACCAGAGGUGUGAAUGAAGAAAUGUUGAUGGAAAACCUGCCUGAAGAUCUCCAAAGAGAUAUACGCCGUCAUCUCUUUAAAUUUGUUAAGAAGGUCCAAAUAUUCACCCUUAUGGAUGAGCCCAUUUUAGAUGCCAUUUGUGAGAGACUACGGCAAAAAACCUAUAUAAAAGAGAGCAAGAUUCUAUAUCGCGGCGGCCUUGUUGAUAAAAUGGUCUUUAUUAUCCGUGGAAAAAUUGAAAAUAUUGGAGAAGAUGGAAUUAAAGCUUCCUUGGGCGAAGGUGAUGUUAUUGGUGAAGAACUUUUGACAUCGUACCUUGAGCAUUCUUCUAUAAACAAAGGUAUUUAAAGGUUGUUUUUCUUUUAUGUUUGCAUAAUAGCUAGAAAAAGGGUUGGUUGGAUGGCAAGGGUUGAGGAUGCAAGUGAGAGAUUUUGUCUUUAAGCCAUCCCAUUACAAAAAACUCAUAAUUCCUCAUGAAAUGAGGGCAUAGACUACUCAGGAACUUACACUUGCAGCCUUUUUGUACCAGUAGGUCACUUUUAAGUAAUUAUUAUUUCAGAUGGAAGAAAGAUCAGGAUUCCGGGACCUGUUACUGUGAGUAAUAGAGAAGUCAGAUGCUUGACCAAUGUAGAAGCGUUUGUUCUGCGGUCCACUGAUCUGCAAGAAGUUACAAAUCUGUUACCAAGAUUCCUAAGGGAUCCACGGGUUCAAGGAGUUUUAAGGUAACAUCUAAGAUUAAUCAAGUCAUUUCUCCCAGAAUGUCACUCAUAUUUAAUUCAUCGUCUUUGUUCUUGUCCCUGCCCGUAUGAAAUACUCGUGAGUUUGUACAAUCUGCGCAGGAGUGACAAUUGACAAUCUCCAUUUCCGAACGUCACAAAUUUGUCUCCUCACAACUAACAAUGGGCAUACUUUCUUAUUGCAGAUAUCAAUCUCCUUACUGGCGAACCCUUGCUGCGAGGAGGAUUCAAGUAGCGUGGAGGUCCUGGCAGAAGCGGCAUUAUAAAGGAGAGUUCUCCAGCCCACAACAUGAGUUUCUUCAAUACGCUCAAUAUGCAAACUACUGAUUCUUUACAUUUGGCCUUUACGCUUGGAUCUUGCCUAACAGAGUACAGAGAGGAGGGAAAGAUGUAUUCUAUCAUCUUAUUUUCUUAGUUAAUAGUGGUGGGAGCAUAGAUUGUUGUAUAAUAUAUAUAUAUAUAUAUAUAUAU
This is a messenger RNA of Oldenlandia corymbosa var. corymbosa, 3151 nucleotides long. NCBI's taxonomy places the organism in Eukaryota, Viridiplantae, Streptophyta, Magnoliopsida, Gentianales, Rubiaceae. The record is from the annotation of a GenBank genome assembly.